UAAUAAGUUUACUUGGGACAUUUGAAUUUACCAAUUUAGUCAAUAUCCACCUCUCCGUUCACCCCUAAUUCUCUCCUGGGUCUCAGACUCCGUCGGCCGAAUUAAAGGCCUGUGGUCCUGUGACUGAAGGAGAAUGGAAUGGCAGAACUUGAAUUUCCACUUCCCCCUUUCUCACAGCUCCCUACCACAAUUAAAGAAUUGGCUUCAGGAACAAACGAGUGCUUUUCUGUAGUGGGGGUAGAAACACGGGGGGGGGCAAUGGGAAGGAGCCUGAUUAAGGGCGGGGCCACAACUUGGGGAGGGGAGCAGACUGACAGGGGUAGGAGACAGAGAGAAAGGGAGAAAGUGGUUGGGAGGGAGAGCGAGAAAGCAGGAGGGAGAGAGAGAGGCAAACAGAAAGUCAGGAGAGAGAAAUGAGGGGAAGAGGCAAAGACAGGAGGGCAAGAGAGUAAGGUGAGAAAGAACGAGUGAGGGGGAGGAGAGGAGAGGAGGGGAGAGAGGGAGGGAGAUGAUGGGGUCAGAGAGGACAGCCACCCACCCCGGGGACGUCACCCUCCAGAGGAACCGCGGGGCUCCGGCGGCGGCAACGCCCAUUUGGGGCGGUAUAAAGCCGAGCUGAAACGUGACACCAGGUUGGGACUCGGGUCAGUAGGCGUGAAGUGAGACUCGGCCGCAGUCUGGAGAGUGUCUUCCGCCGGCUCUGGGUUGUUUAUUCGUUGCUAUGAAGACCUCGCUGUUCCUGACAGCCCUCUCCAUCCAACUCUGCAUUCACUUGGCUGAAGUUUCUGGAAUGAGGGAGGUCCUGACCAGGUACCAGGGAGAAAACGCCACCCUUCCGUGUAGGUAUGAGGAGGAAAGUUUCUCGCUGCAGAAUCACUAUUUCUCCUGGCAGCGGCAGAUGACGAUGAUCUACUCGUUUGAGGACCAAGUAGCUGAACAGUACGGACACCAGGUCAACUCUGUUGGCGGUGUGGAGAGAGGGAACCUAUCUAUCCAAAUCAACAACGUCACGCCGUACGAUGAGGGCCUCUACACUUGCUACAUCUUCAAAAAACAACAGCUGGAGAGGUCAAAAAUCGGCGAGUGUGAAGUCUUUCUGUUGGUUAAAGCCAAUUUCAGCACGCCCACCAUCGUGGGCCCAAAUCCGGAACGGGUACAACCUGGGGACGUGGUGAACCUGACCUGCCACUCGUCCGGUGGAUAUCCCAAGCCCACAGUGAAUUGGACAGACGGGGAGAACCGACCGUUACUCGGUACGAGGCAGGACGACUUCAGCCAAGAUGGCGUCUUGAGGCUGUGGAACAUCAGCAGUAUGAUCCAGGUGAAAGUGUCCGCCAAAUCCAGCUUUGCCUGUACUGUCGUCAACACACGGACAAACAGGAGCACCACCUCCCCUGCCUGGUCUGUCAAUACCCCUGCCCCCACUGCUACCCCUUCCCCCCUUGUUCCCACUGUUCCCCACGUGGCGAUCAUCGUACCAUGUGUCGUGCUCUGCCUUAUCGCCUUGGUCGGGCUCUUCCUCUGGUUGAAGCUCCACUGUCGCUACACAGGUGUCCCCAGCAAAGAGGUGGAGGUACCUCCAGCGACUAAUCAGAUAGAGAUGACUGAGGUUUGAGGCACACACCAGGAGUGAGUACUGGAUUCCUCCCGUCAGAACUACCAGUGAGAGCAGAGAGAAAGAAUGUUCCUGGAAUAACUUGCUGGAGAUGGUGAUGAACCAGAACAGGUGCCAAGUUUGGCAGUCUCCAGGUGCCCGGACGGACAGGUACUGGCAGAGAGACCAGUUUCAAAACCUACCCAGGGACAGUCCGACAGGAGGAAGUUUGGACAUGGAGCUGUCGAUCCCAUCCCAUAAAAACUCACAACUACAGAAGCACCAGAAAACUCAUCCUUGAGAUUUUCGAAGAUGGGCUGAACCUGGGGACACUUUGCAAGACUGCCCCAGGACAAUGGACUGGCGGACUGCUGUCGGCAGAGCCUCUGCCCCAGGACAAUGGACUCUGGCGGACUGCUGUCGGCAGAGCCUCUGCCCCAGGACAAUGGACUGGCGGACUGCUGUCGGCAGAACCUCUGCC
This is a messenger RNA of Hypanus sabinus (Atlantic stingray), 2075 nucleotides long. RefSeq names its product CD276 antigen-like. NCBI's taxonomy places the organism in Eukaryota, Metazoa, Chordata, Chondrichthyes, Myliobatiformes, Dasyatidae. The record is from RefSeq and is a predicted model, not a curated record. The transcript is spliced from 7 exons. Gene Ontology annotation, cellular component: external side of plasma membrane. The coding region runs from base 722 to 1615 and encodes 297 amino acids. Gene Ontology annotation, biological process: positive regulation of T cell proliferation; cellular response to lipopolysaccharide; cell surface receptor signaling pathway.